Molecule: messenger RNA, 228 nt
Organism: Ostertagia ostertagi
Lineage: Eukaryota; Metazoa; Nematoda; Chromadorea; Rhabditida; Trichostrongylidae
Source: the annotation of a GenBank genome assembly
AUGGAGGCACGAUUGUUCCGAUUUGGUGACGUACUGGCAGAUCCGACACAGGACAGAGACCCUGUCUCGACGGUCGAUUGGGAGUAUGCCCCCGUGCGACCAGCAAAGCGAAACCGUAUGUGCUUGAUCAACGCAGGACUCUCUCAAGGAUGUGACCUCUCCGAUAUCAUAAUGGCAAAACAACAGGCCAGCAAGUUCAUGAGCUUCGCGGGCCCUGGACGCAGAUGA